Nezara viridula (southern green stink bug) is the source of this 273-nucleotide messenger RNA. The record is from the annotation of a GenBank genome assembly. Lineage: Eukaryota; Metazoa; Arthropoda; Insecta; Hemiptera; Pentatomidae.
AUGUUACGUCAUCGGAUACCUCCCUGCGUGGUCCUUGCUACAUCGCUUCAGCUUCCUAUAAGCCUAAAAGAGAAAGUGGUCCCAACGUCAAAAGCGCAGGAAGAACGGGAAAUGCAGAAGGAUGCAAGGUCCUUCGGAAGUUGGCUGAGUUCCACAUUUGGACAGCUCCAGCGUGCGGAAGAAGCUGCUUGUGACUUCACUUCCCCACAUCUCGGCAUUACGCAAAGUCGUGAGAAACUGGGGCGUCGCGUCAUGGCUGCUUGGAGCUACUGA